UGGAGACUGCCUCCAUUCACAGUCACAUACCUUUUGUUAUGUUCAAAGUCAGUGAAGGCUAAACGCUGGUUAUUUCAUUCUUGCAUGAAGCUUUGAUUGUGUGAAUUUUCUAUCGGUGGUUUUCAGUGGAUUAGCAUCAAAACUGUAAUCUUGCUGACAUGAACCCAGCCGAGAAUGGAAGCAAAGAGCCCGAGCCUGUGGAGAGCGUCCCGUCAGUGGAGUCUGAUAUCCCGGAGGAGAGGAUCGCCGCACGCCGCCUCCGGAUAGCAGCCAGAAUCGAGGCCAAAAAACGUGAGGCACUGGGGGAUGAUCCCGAUCCUAAGAAGGAAGUAAAGCAGGAGCUUAAAAGUGAAAAGCAGGUGGAGCAGAGCAGGCAGAGAUUGACUAAACUCAAGAGUGAUGGGACAGAGUUGGUCACAAACAUCCAGGUAGCGGCAGACUCAAGAGAGUCCCAGAGGAGAACUGAUGAAGCAGAGGCAAGGAGGCAGAGAACAGAGAGGCUGGAGAGUGAAGCCAAGAUGAGCCUGGAAAAGUUUGAGGACAUCACAAAAAAGUGGACAAUGGCCAGGUCAAAGGAAGUCCCUCAGGACUUGUGGGAGAUGCUCAACGUGCAGCAGCAGCAGUGCGCUCUCCUCAUUGAGGACAAGAACAAGCUCAUCAAUGACUUGCAGCAGGAGCUGAAAGCAAGUGAUGAUCGCUAUGUAAAAGACUUGAAGAAGCAAGCCGAAGACAUUGACCUGAUGAUUGAGAGAAUGGAGGAGCAGAUAAAGAACCUAAUGAAAUCCUACCGGGAAGAACUAAACCAGAUUGAGAAAUCCUUUGAGCUGGAGCGCAGGGAGUUGCUGGACAGUAACCAUAAUAAAUGGGAGCAAAUGAUGCAAUAUCGCCGGGAUAAGGAGCUGCAGUUCCUGAUGAUGAGGAUGAAGCGAGUGGAAGAACAGGAGCGGCAGCUGCAGCAGCUGAGAGUGCAGGAUGCAGAGGAAUACAACAUGAUCAAGAUCAAGCUGGAGACUGACGUGCAGAUUCUGGAGCAACAGCUACAACAGAUGAAAGCUACCUAUCAGCUGAACCAGGAGAAGCUGGAAUAUAACUUUCAGGUGCUGAAAAAACGAGAUGAGGAGAACACUAUCACCAAGUCCCAGCAGAAGAGAAAGAUCACCAGGCUGCAGGAUAUUUUAAAUAAUGUCCGGAUUAAACUUACGAAGCAGGAUAAGCAGUUCAGGGAGGAAAACCAUGGACUAACUGAGGACUACAAGAGGAUUAUGGAGCAAUACAAAGAGAUGCAGAAGAAAAUGAAGCAUUUUGCUAAUGUUGAUGCUAAGAAGUUCCAGGAGAUCUGGCUGAUGAACGAGGAGGAGAUAAAGGAGCUGGUUCAGAGAGCUUUGGAGACGGACCGCAUCAUUCAUGAGCAGCAGCUGGGUCUGACUUGGGAGAAACCGCACCUCCCUUUCAUGGAGCGCUCUGGACCCAUCGUCCCAGAGCAUAAGAAGAAGAAACUGGCACUGCAGCUUGCAGAGGAGGUGAUCAGAUCAAAAGGAAACACGGAUGCAGCUGAAGAGUGGGAAGCAGUGUGUGCGCCGGGCACCCUAAGUGACUCGCUCCCUUUCCAGGAACAGGACAGAUUGGACACUGGUGAUACAGAGAUCUCAGCUGAUCAGUCCUUAAAGAUCUCAGUGAAGACAAUCAAAAGACUCUUGGAGAUCCUGUGUGAUGAAACAGGCUUCUUGAUUGAAAGUAAGCUGCUUAAGUUGCUUUCCCCGCUGGAGAAAGAUGAGCAGUCCCUCAUGAAGCUGGAUGCCAUAUUCAUGGCCCUGGGAAUUGAGAAUGAAGAGGAUGUGCAUAAGCUGGCUGAUUUCUUUAUCAGAUAUAGACAGCAGCAGACUGUAGACGGCAAGGAUGCAGAUGAAGAUGAGUCCCCAGGAAAGAGCGAGAGUCAUGCUCAGAAAGAGAUUGGAGAUGGCUCCUCACACAGGUCCUCAUCCUCUGAUCUCAUUCACCCCAACAAUGUCCUGCAGGCCCUCCGAGAUUUUACAAAAGAGCACUGCAAACCCAGGGACAAAUCUCAGAAGCUUUUUAACUUGAAUGAAAGAGAUGACUCAAAAGAUGCUGCUUACUGGGAGGACAUGGUCAAUGUGAUCCCGGAGUCCAAGCUAAAGGUGUGGGAUGCCCUGUAUAAUGCUUUGGAGAAGUAUCACCAUGUACUGACUGAGAGGAUGAAGCUUAUCAAUGAAACGGAUGGCAUGAAACAGCAGAACUCUGAACUCAGAAUGUUACUGCAUCAGUAUGUGAACUCCAGGGUAAAUGCUGAAUUAGAGAUUCCACCAACACAAGUCAUGCAGAUUGAGUCUUCUUGGAACUAGAAACUUGGCUAAUUAUAGAGACACUCUUCGUUAUUUAUUGAGAGUUCCUAACCCUUGGGAGGUGGGGGGACUCUGUGGUUUUAUGUACAUGAAUGUCACAUGUAUCUCAAAUGCAUUUUAUACCCCAUUCAUACAUUUAAUAAACUCUGUAAGGUUUGUUGCAAGUUUGUUGCAAUUUGUUGCAAGUGCUUGAAGUAAUCUCCACUAAAAGGCACUUUUACUGUUAAAAGUAU
Polyodon spathula (Mississippi paddlefish) is the source of this 2593-nucleotide messenger RNA. RefSeq names its product dynein regulatory complex subunit 1 homolog (Chlamydomonas) (gene drc1). Gene Ontology annotation, biological process: axonemal dynein complex assembly; cilium-dependent cell motility; regulation of cilium movement. The record is from RefSeq and is a predicted model, not a curated record. NCBI's taxonomy places the organism in Eukaryota, Metazoa, Chordata, Actinopteri, Acipenseriformes, Polyodontidae. The transcript has 17 exons. The coding region runs from base 159 to 2360 and encodes 733 amino acids. Gene Ontology annotation, cellular component: axoneme; axonemal dynein complex.